AGGACGGGACGGACCUCUUGUUUCUUUCUUCGCCACCCCGGCCGCGUCCAUCCAUCGCCGAGCGAUCCAUCCAUGACCUCACCUCCCACAUCUGACUAACUCAUCGCCAUCGCCUUGGCUGCCUCUGUAUAGGCGCGUCCCCGUGGCCCGCCAGUGCCAGGAGCAGACCGCGCGCACGCUCCGUCGACCGCCAUGGCCGUGGACCUGCAACGCCUGCGCCACAUGUUACUCACCACCGGCGGCGGCCACCACCAGCACGCCAACCGGCCGGGUGCCUCGGCCGCCGCCAUGCCUGCGACUGCGAGCGGGCCUUGCUACGGCGCCGCAGAUCAGUACUCGGAGCUGUUGGCUCUGCCAGCGGUUGAUCUGGCGAGGAAGGGCGGCGGCGCUCAGGAAAUGACCACCGGCAACAAGCGGAGGCGCGUCGACGAGCGGUCGUCCGUGCUCGGCGACGUUCUUGCGGCCCACGCGCAACAGCAGACCGUCGCCGUCGACCACAUCCUGCACAGUUGUCCCGCGAGAAAGAUGUGGGCUGCUCUGGCGGAGCAGAGGCGGAGCCACCUGAGGCUCAUCGUGUCGACCGUGGAGGCCAGGGCGGCGAAGCGGCUCAAGGCCAAGGACGACGAGAUCGAGCGGGUCAGGGCCAUGAACUGGGCGCUGGAGGAGCGCCUCAGGAACAUCUACAUGGAGGCUCAGAUGUGGCGCGACGCCGCGAAGUCCCACGAGGCCGCGGCCAACGUGCUCCGCGCCGACCUGCAGCGGGUGCUCGACGCGCAGGCGGUCCGUGGCGGCGGCGGCUGCCACGGUCAGGACGACGCCGAGUCGUGCUGCUGGGGGGAGAACGAGGUGCCCAUCUGCGCGGAGGAGGAGGUGGGCACGCCGGCCCCGACAGGAGUCGGAAGGUGCAAAGCGUGCGGCGACGGCGAGGCCGUGGUGCUGCUGCUGCCGUGCCGGCACCUCUGCGUGUGCGCGCCGUGCGCGGCCGCAGCGCAGGCGUGCCCGUCGUGCGGAUGCGCCAAGAACGGCAGCGUCUGCGUUAACUUUUCCUGAUGCGGGAGGAAUAGUUUUAGAGUAGAGUUAGCUUUUGAUUCCUAGCUUUAUUUUCUCUAUCUUUUUUUCUUUUGCUCCCCUUCUUUUGUUCAGUUUAGCUUUUUGCUCAAAAACUGUUGGAUCGGUUGUUCAACAAGAAGA
Molecule: messenger RNA, 1191 nt
Organism: Triticum aestivum (bread wheat)
Lineage: Eukaryota; Viridiplantae; Streptophyta; Magnoliopsida; Poales; Poaceae
Product: probable BOI-related E3 ubiquitin-protein ligase 3
Exons: 2
Coding region: 193-1050 (285 amino acids)
Biological process (GO): regulation of programmed cell death
Molecular function (GO): ubiquitin-protein transferase activity
Source: RefSeq, a predicted model, not a curated record